AUGUCGUCAGAUAGAGCCGUUGACAAGAUCCCGGCGAUCAAGCCCCGACCGGUGGAGAUGCAAGUAUUAUGUCUUGGGUUGUCUCGAACAGCAACCAUGACGAUGUAUACGGCCGUGAACAAAUUAGGUUACCGAAGUUAUCAUUUCACCGAAUCUGUUCAGCCACAGAAUAUAAAACUUGGGCACGUCAAGUGCUGGGCUGAAGCUCUACGAUACAAGGUCCUUGGUAAAGGCGAACCCUACGGACCGGCAGACUUCGAUAAGAUUCUUCAAGAGUACAGUGCAGUGACCGACAUGCCAUGUGCAAACUUCGCAAAAGAGCUUGUCGAGGCUUUCCCAAAUGCAAAGGUCAUACUCACCCAACGCGAUCCCGAGUCAUGGGUGAAGUCCGUUGAGACAUCAUUCUACACAAUUCUCAGCUGGAGGCUGUGGCCAUUUAUGAAGUGGCUUUCCCCGGAAGGAUGGCCAUAUGUUGAAGAGACCUUGCAGCUUGGCCUAGCAGACUGGACGGCUCCCAACGAUUGGAGAGACCGCAAGGCUUUAGCUAAGUAUAUGCCCACUCAUGUGGCCCAUGUCCGAUCCUUAGUUAAACCAGAAAAUCUUCUUGAGUUCCACCCCAGGGAUGGCUGGGAGCCACUUUGUAGAUUUCUGGGAAAGGAACCACCUGCAGGCAAUGAGCCUUUUCCAUACGUUAAUAAAGGCGACAAUGCCGCCAAUAUCUUUAGGGUAGCUGUUGCUUUCUCUCUCGUUAAAAUCCUGGGUCCUUACCUUCUCGUCACGGUGGUGGCAGUUGUCGCAUGGAGAUGGGCAGUUAGAGUUUGA
Glarea lozoyensis ATCC 20868 is the source of this 822-nucleotide messenger RNA. RefSeq names its product P-loop containing nucleoside triphosphate hydrolase. The coding region runs from base 1 to 822 and encodes 273 amino acids. The transcript has 4 exons. Lineage: Eukaryota; Fungi; Ascomycota; Leotiomycetes; Helotiales; Helotiaceae. The record is from RefSeq and is a predicted model, not a curated record.